This is a messenger RNA of Ictalurus punctatus (channel catfish), 3066 nucleotides long. RefSeq names its product Kv channel-interacting protein 1. The record is from RefSeq and is a predicted model, not a curated record. Gene Ontology annotation, cellular component: voltage-gated potassium channel complex. Lineage: Eukaryota; Metazoa; Chordata; Actinopteri; Siluriformes; Ictaluridae. Bases 125 to 772 code for a protein of 215 amino acids. The transcript is spliced from 8 exons. Gene Ontology annotation, molecular function: potassium channel regulator activity; transmembrane transporter binding; calcium ion binding. Gene Ontology annotation, biological process: regulation of potassium ion transmembrane transport.
AGAGAAACGGCAAGCAGGGGGAAGAAAGGAUGAGGGAAAGACCGAGAGAAGGACAGAGUAAGUGAGUGAAGCACAUGUGACGGAGUGACAUCCACUCAGACACGCUUGUUUCCACGGCGACAACAUGGGAGCAGUGGUUGGCACGCUGACCAUGCAGACCAAACAGAGGCGACCAUCCAAAGAUAUGGUGGAUGAUGAUUUGGAGAUAACAAUGGUGUGUCAUCGUCCAGAGGGUUUGGAUAAGCUGGAAGCUCAGACCAACUUCAGCAAGAGAGAACUGCAAGAACUCUACAGGGGCUUUAAAAAUGAAUGUCCUUGUGGGGUUGUCAAUGAAGAGACAUUUAUACAGAUUUACUCAAAGUUCUUUCCUCAGGGGGAUGCCAGCACAUAUGCUCAUUACCUGUUUAACGCCUUUGACUCUGGCCACACCGGCUCCAUCAAGUUCAAGGACUUUGUUAUCGCUCUGUCCGUCUUGUUAAGAGGUUCUACACAGGAGAAGUUGCAGUGGACUUUCAACCUGUACGACAUUAACAGAGAUGGGUACAUUAACAAGAAGGAGAUGAUGGACAUUGUGAGCGCUAUCUAUGACAUGAUGGGGAAAUAUACGUACCCUGCUAUGAAGACAGACACUCCCAAACAGCACGUGGAUGCUUUCUUUCAGAAAAUGGACAAAAACAGAGAUGGAGUCGUCACUCUUGAUGAGUUCAUUCUAUCCUGUCAAGAGGAUGACAACAUCAUGAGAUCUUUGCAGCUCUUUGAGAAUGUGAUAUAAAAAGAGCACAGGAGUGAAGGAGGAGACACAGACGGAAAGCAAAGCAAAGAAGACAGAUUUUCUUCAGGAAAGUUUACAGCUACUGUGUUCAAGAAUGAGAGUGAGAAGAAGUUACACCAUCUCGUGCCCUUCAUAAAUCCAUGGAAAUCUGUAGCUUCCUGUAGCUCGACAUGUGCUACACUGCUAUGUGCAUAGCAACACUAUGUGCUUAGCAUGGUCCUUUUUUUUUUAUUUAUUUUUUUUUAUUUGAUUGUUAUCCAGCAAAAUUGAUCUAUGACCUUUUGAAACUAGCCUUGUUCUUGUUCCUGUUCAUAGCCACAUUUGCUCAACAUGUUUCAUGCUUGCAAAUUUGUAACGUUUACCAAUUUGUAUGAAAAGUUACAUAGGUUAAAGUUAGGUUUAGGUUAAUUUACGUAGCUUUUCAUACAAUUUUGGUUUUUCCUUAUAAAUGGAACCAGACUGUCCUUGUUUGUUCAAAUAUUUUGAGAUCAGGCUCAUGCGCUUUACAGCUGAUCAGUUAACACUUACAACCCCAAUUCCAGAAAAGUUGGGAUGCUGUGUAAAAUGUAAAUAAAAACAGUGAUUUGCAAAUCUCACAAGCCCAUAUGUUAUUCACAAUAGAACAUAGAAAACAUAUCAAAUGUUUAAACUGAGAAAAUGUACCAUUUUAAGGAAAAAAUAAGGUAAUUUAAAUUUGAAGGCAGAAACAGGUCUCUAAAAAGUUGGGACAGGGGCAACAAAAGGCUGGAAAAGUAAGUGUUACUAAAAAGAAACAGCUGGAGGAACAUUUUGUAACUAAUUAGGGUAAUUGGCAACAGGUCAGUAACAUGAUUGGGAAUAAAAAGAGUAUCUUAUAGAGGCAGAGUCUCUCAGAAGUAAAGAUGGGCUAGAAUCUGGAUGGAAGCAUAUGUUGUGCAACGACUUUAAAUUUUACACAGCGUCCCAAGUUUUUUGGAAUUCGGGUUGUAAAAUGGAGUGCUUUGUUCGUUUUAUUUAUAUACAGGAUCUGUAAUUGUUCUCCGAUGUUUGUGAAUAUUACACUGUUGUAAAGCAUAGUGUAAUGGCCGACCUAUUUACUAAUGUUGCUAGAAAACAAGGAGAUGAAUUAAUUCGUGAAGCUCAGCCAAAAGAUGACUAAGGCAUCAGUACUUGUAAAAUGGUUAUAGGAACAUGUGAAAUUAUUAUUAUUAUCAAUUGUUACUCUCGAUACUCAUCCACAUUGAACCAGCCUACACAACCAAAUGUACAGGCUAGAUUAAAGUUAUUGUGAAGGAUUAUGAAAGAGUUAGUAUGAAGGAUUGUUAUUAAUCUUAAUAUUUUAAUACUUUACAGCAUAGUGAUUGCUUAAUCUAACAGGUUUCUAUAUCAGAGAGAGUUUCCAUUCAGAAAAUGAUAAAGUAAUUAUCCAAAGACCCUUAAAGAAAUCAAAGAGACAAAUAUAAUUAUUAUAGCCUUAAAGCUUAAUACCAAGCUUUACCAUCAGUUUUUUUUAAAAUCAAAUUUGAAAAAGAAUAGAGUAAAUUAUAGGCCUGGUAUAACUGCUUAUAACUUAUAUAGUCUAUCAUCAUUGUUUGUGACUGCUAUUCAGCGUUUUCCUCUGUACCGAGCAGGUGUUAUCAGCUUGGCACGUGUUAUGUCAGCAGUCAGAGUGUUCUUGGAUGUUCCUCCCUAUUCUAUACCAUCGCAAAGUCAACUCUUGUGAGUCUUGUGAAAAAGCAGAUUGCUGCGAUGUUUUUGCGAUGUACUACUCCUUGCUUGAAAAUGCUGAACCUGGUCAGUGUGUGUGAUCUUUAUCUGUGUGUAUUUGUGCUGCAGUGUGGCUGUGUUAUUUAUGCGUUGGUGCUUGAUAAUUUGUCCAGACCCGUUUUUCUCCAGAUUGGUCUGUCUAUCUGUCUGUCUAUUUAUCUAUCUGUCAUUGUGUUUGAUGUUAUCAGCAUGAGGGGAGGACAUGUAAUGAGGUGUUAUGGGGUAUUUGACAGACAGGUUUUGUAUCACUGUGUGCUUUUUACACUGUUUGCCAUCACUACACUCUAUUGGUUGUGCUCAUUGUAUAUGUUGUUUUAUUGCGAGAAAGCUGUGAAUUACCAAAGGUUGGUACUGUUCAAUAAGCAUAUAGCCAUAUAACCAUUUUUCCACACACUGUGAUAUGGAAGAGCAAAGAGAGAGAGAGAGAGAGAGUGAGAGAGAGAGAGAAUCUUCAACAGCUAAUAGAUGGUUACUUGUUGGGAUGAGUAAGCCAUUUUUUCUGUUCAAACCUGCUGAAUUUCAUAAACACAUCAUUCAAUAGGUAUAUG